Molecule: messenger RNA, 1395 nt
Organism: Bombus impatiens (common eastern bumble bee)
Lineage: Eukaryota; Metazoa; Arthropoda; Insecta; Hymenoptera; Apidae
Product: testis-specific gene 10 protein
Exons: 6
Coding region: 192-1274 (360 amino acids)
Biological process (GO): cilium assembly
Cellular component (GO): axoneme; ciliary basal body
Source: RefSeq, a predicted model, not a curated record
AUAAGUUCGAUGUGUCUUAUUCUUUGGAAGAUUUUGGGUUAGAAAGGGAAGAGGAAGAAGCUCGAAGCGAGGAGAGGGAAUCAGAAAAAGAAAUAGAGCCCGCGUGGAAUGUUAUUACGGAUCUGUUCGAAGAUGAUAGGUACGAGGAGGAAGAAUUUCACGAGGAGAAAGAAGUAGGUGAAGAGGAGGAGAUGUCGCUUUCCACGACGGUUUCUACCAUCGAGGAGAAGGUUAUAGAGGAAGCGCCGAGUCCGGUAGAAUCUGAACACGUGUUUGCCGAGAUACCUAUAGAGAGUCCGGCUGAACGUGAAACGAUUAUCGACAAAUUGAGAGAAUUACUAUCCGAAAGAUCCAAUCUGAGAAGGAAAAAUAGGCUGUUGGAAAUAUGGGUCACUCGAAAUAUGAAGAAGACUCAACAACGUAUGACACCCUCGGAUUCCACAAAGACCCGCGAACAAAUGGAAGAGAUAUACAAGGAAGCGCUGCGCGAAUACAAGAUGCAGGUCGACGAGAUAUUGACUCGGGAGGCGGAAUUGACGUACGAGAUGCAGAAUUACACGCAAAAGGUUACGACGCUCAAAGAGGAGGAUGAUCGAAUCUUUGGACUGUUUCUCAACCGUCAGAAAGAAGUAUCUGUUGGCUUAGUCUUCUCGAAAACUGGCAGGAAACUCACGGAGAAGAUGAUGGACAAUCUGAUACGUCGACAGACUACACGACGUUUGAUCUUGGCCAGAGAUCGUCAGAGCUACGUGUUUCUUCAACAUCGUCUCGACGAUUUGAAUAUGCAUCUUAAAAUCGCUGAAACUUUAGGAGAAGGAAUGACUACGAUGGAUUACGAGGCGCUUCACAUCGCCAAUUGUGGCUACAAGGACAGAUUGGAUGAAAGAGACCGUGAAUUAGAAAGGCUUCGAAUCAAAAUCGCAGAAACAGUAAAUGGCGUAGCUCAAUACAAGGAAAAAGAGGUAUGCAUAGCGGAGGACAUAGAAUUCGAGCAAAAGAAUCUCGAUCGAAAACGCGAAGAGAACACUAAAAUUCGGGAACGCGUAAACAAUGCUCACUUGGUGCUCAAUGAGAUACGAGAGACUUUGAACGAGAGAAGCACUUCUGCUGGACUCCUAGUGGCUCAGCAAGAGUUGAUGGAAAUGCAGAAAAUGAUAACGAUGAAAAAAGAACUGAAAGCCAAGAUCGAACUGAUAAAGCAGGAGAUUGAAUUGUAUCAGCCAAUGAAACAGAAGAUCAAGAAAAGUCAGCAGUUGCGCGCGACAUAUCCGUAGAAAAACAACAAUUACUUCUAAUAAAAAUUUAUGUUAAAACGGAAAUCGAUUGUAGAAGAAAAAGUUUUUCUAUUUAUAGAAUUCAAUCUAGUCAUCUGAUUUCUUACAUUGUACACCCAUG